AUUGGGAGUUUAGAAAGUGAAGAUCGUGCUGAUAAUGAAAGUGUUCAAAAAGACAAGUCAAAAGAAUCAAAUUUAAAUGAAGUAAAUACAGAUGAUAAGAAUGUGAACAAAAAUGAAGAAUUUGAUUGUAUUUCUACAAAAACAUUUGAUUAUAUUACAGACAAAGAAAAUGAACAUAAUUCUGUUAAUUGUAUGGAUGAAACUAAUGAAGAUAUUAUGAGCUCUUCAGAAGAAAGUGUUAAUACUGAGGUUUCUAUGAUUGUUAAUGUGACUGGAGUAAAUUCUCAUGCGGCUGAUACAACAGAUGAUGAAAGUGAAGAACUUUCUUUGAUUUGUAUUGAUGAUAAUGAUGAUUGUACUAAAAAUACAGAAUGUUUAGAAGAUAAUAAUGGGAACAAAGAUAUAAACAAUGAAGAGGUUCCCAAUAUAAGUUGUAAAACAAAACUUUCCUCUGGAUCAAAUUUGUGUGAAGAAAAUCGAAAUGUAGACAAUGAUGGUACAAAUAUAAAGAAAAUUAAUGAGAAAAAAUAUAUUUAUAAAGAAAAAGUUGACUUAGAAAAUAAAAGUGAUUCUGAAUUUGAGGACAUUUUGGUUAAAAGAAGUAUAGAAGGAAGUAUUGAUAAGGUGGUUCCAGCAGGAUCAAAUUUAGAUGGAAAUAGUGAUGAUGCACAUGAAACUAAUACAGAUAAAGAAGAUGAGGAAAACUCUUGUGAUGAAAUUAUAAGGAAAUAUGUUCAAACAGAAUCACAGGAAGAUAUUGUUGACGCAAACCACUCAUUUCUAUUGGAUAAAUAUAAAGAUGAACUUCAUAAAUCUUCUACAAUUAGAGAAAAUAGAAAACGUAAAUUUACAGGUACAUCAAAAUGUAUACCUAAAAAAUCAACAGCUGUUCUUAAAAUUGUUCUUGAAAGGUUAAUACUUGAACGUGAUUCCAAAAACAGGAAUGUAAAUGAUAGUAAUGAAGAUGAUAUUGAUAAAUAUGAAGAUCCCGUUGAAGUUGGAAAUAUGGUCAGAUCAAAUAAACAUAUGAAUUCAUAUACAGAGAAUUGUUCUACCAAUAACAAUGAAAAAAUACAGAAACAUAAUAAAAGUAAAUCAUUUUGUAGAAUAAGUAGAAAUGAUUCUGGUAGUUCUACAGAUGAGGAAAAACAAAAAAAUGCAGUUAAAGAAAUAAAGAGUAAAUGUAUUGGAAAAAUUACUAAAACAAAUUUAAUAUUGAAAAAUACACCUGAAACACGUACACUUGUUAAUUUGAAUGGAUCAGAUACAUCUACAAACUUGAAAAAACCCAUGAAAAAUAGUAACGUUGCAAGAAAAAAAAAUGAUACUAUUCUAGAUAGGUCAGAAAAUAAGAUUAUAGAAAAUUCAGAUCAUUCCAAUAGUAAUGAUUAUUAUAAUUACGAAGAUAUUCAUAAUGAAGGUUGUUUCAAAGAAAGUGAUAAGAAUGAAGUUUUUACAAAAACAAACGUGGAAAUAAUUAGUGAUCACGAUGAAAAUAAAAUCGAAUUUACAUCUACAUUAAAUGAAGAUAUACAUAAAAAAUCAACAGCCCUAUUAAAAGUUGCCCUUGAAAGACUCGAUCACAAGAAGUUGUUUCAAAAAAAUUGGAUCACUAACUAUAGGGAUGAUGAGAAAACUGAUGAAGAAGAUAUAGAAGAAGAUACUGCUGACGUUGGAACAUUAAGAAAACGUUUCGUAACUAAUAAAAGAAGUCGAGACCAUUCUCAUGCUGAUGAUAGCUCUACAGACUAUGAAUAUGAAGUAAAGCGAAGAUUUAAGAGAAUUAAAAUAAGGCAAUCAGUUCGUAGAAGAAUCAAAAGAGACAGCAACAUAUCUAAUAUUUCUACGGGAGAAGAUAAAUAUGUAAUUGAAGAAAAAGCGAAGUCGUCUAAAAACAAUUCAGUUGCGAAUGUAAAUGGAACUAUUAGAAAUAAACUACGUGAAAGAAAGAGAAUCUUUUCGGAUACUUAUUCAUCAUCCAGUACAUCCAGUAGUCCAGGUAGAUUUUCAUUAAAAAAUGAAGAUGAAAAUUUGAUAAAAUCGAAGAAAAACAAAUAUGAAGAUGAACAAAUAAGUGUGCCAAGUUUAAAUCAAAAUGUCGAAUCGAAUAUUAUUGUUUUAAGUUCCGUCACAGACGAUGAAAGCAAUUCUUUUGAUAAUGAUGAAAUAACGAAGAAAUCUAGCGGAUAUUCAGUGCUAAUUACCCCCUUUAAAACCAAGAAAGACGAUAGUUCAAUGGAAAAGAAGCCAGAUAAUACCACAAAAGAAUUGAACAUUAUUUUGGAAGACCUCGGAAGUUCGCAAUUAGUGUCUGCCAAUAAUAAAAGGAUCAUCAGUACGAUGGAAAGAGACCGAAUUGGAGCUUGGGGCAACGGAGAUCAUUUGGCACCCGGAAAAGUUUCUGGUCUGGAAAGGUUAAGACUACCAGCUCUGAAUAAGGGAUUGGCUUUUACUUUCGAAGAACGACAGAUACUUGGCAUCCACGGGUUGUUACCACCAGUAGUAAAAACUCAAGAACAGCAAAUUGAGCAUUGCAAACAAUGUUUGGACAGAUUAGACAACGAUUUGAACAAAUACUUGUAUCUGAUUGCAUUAUUAAAUCGCAACGAAAAAUUAUUCUUCAGUUUCGUUCGAAAAUAUGUGCACGAUAUAAUGCCGUUAGUGUAUACGCCCGUUGUAGGAUUGGCGUGUCAAAAUUUUGGUUUGGUUUAUAGAAGAGAGCGUGGUAUAUACGUCACUAUAUACGAUAAGGGACACGUUUACGAAAUCAUGAAAAAUUGGCCAGAGGAAGACGUACGAGCAAUAGUAGUUACUGACGGGGAACGUAUUUUAGGUCUAGGAGAUCAAGGAGCGUGCGGUAUGGGAAUACCAAUUGGUAAACUUUCCCUUUAUACCGCUCUAGCUGGUAUUAAACCUCAUCAAUGUCUACCAAUCACUAUCGAUGUUGGUACAAAUAAUGAAACGCACUUGAACGAUCCUUUGUAUAUAGGUCUAAGACAAAAGCGAGUGCGAGGUCAAGAUUACGAUGAAUUGUUAGAUGAAUUCAUGGAGGCGGUGGUACGAAGAUGGGGACAAAAUACUUUAAUACAAUUCGAAGAUUUUGGUAAUUCGAACGCCUUUAGGCUUUUGGAAAAGUACAGAUAUAGUUAUUGUACUUUUAACGACGACAUUCAAGGAACCGCAAGUGUUGCUGUAGCCGGACUUUUGGCUUCACUUAGAAUUACCAAAACGAGAUUAUCUGAUAACGUGAUUGUAUUCCAAGGUGCGGGUGAAGCUAAUUUGGGUAUAGCUCAAUUGUGCGUGAUGGCGAUGAAAAAUGAAGGAACUUCGGAAUAUGAUGCAAAACAAAAAAUCUGGAUGGUGGAUUCCAAAGGACUGAUAGUUAAGGGGAGACCGGAAGGAGGGAUAUCUGAACAAAAAGCAGUUUACGCGCAUUGUCACGAACCCGUCAGAACCUUAACCGAAGUAGUAAAAUUAAUAAAACCAUCGAUUCUUAUCGGCGCUGCGGCCAUCGGCGGUGCAUUUACUACAGAAAUUUUACAAGAAAUGGCAAAGAACAAUAAAAAUCCCGUAAUAUUCGCUCUAAGUAAUCCUACUAAUAAAGCCGAAUGUACGGCCGAAGAAGCUUAUAAGGCAACAAACGGCACUGCAAUAUUUGCCAGCGGGAGUCCUUUUGAUCCUGUUACUUUUAACGGAAAAACUCACACGCCCGGACAAGGUAACAACUCUUACAUUUUCCCUGGUAUUGGCUUAGCCAUAGUUACAGCUGGUAUCCAACACGUUGGGGAAGAACAUUUCUUAAUUGCAGCUGAGGCUUUAUCAGACUUAGUCUCAGAAAGUGACUUGGAGAAUGGAAGUAUAUAUCCUCCACUAACAACUAUUGUGAAUUGUUCCUUAAAAAUUGCCACCAGGCUCGUUGAAUACGCCUAUAAAAAAGGUAAUGCUACGGUCCAACCGGAACCAGAAGAUAAGGAAGCAUUUAUUAAAGCACAAAUGUACAAUACUGACUAUGAACCCGCUUUUCCAAUGGUAUAUUCAAUUCCGAAAAUCAAAUAAAACAAGUAAUAAUUACAUUGUAAAUGCUGUUAUGUUAUUUCAAUUUGUAAAUGUCAAAUAUAUAAAUUAACCACAAUAAAAAUUUUGUAAAAUGGCACUGUUCUAUCUAGACAUUGUUUCCUAUUCCUCUAAAUCAAAUAGUUACUAAUUAGAAUCCAACUGUGUGUGAUAAUUGAAUAUGGGGCCUUUCAGUCCACCUAGACCGGUAUUGAGAGAUAGUCUGAAUAGCACGAUAGAAAAACUCGAUAACGAUUGAUG
This is a messenger RNA of Diorhabda sublineata, 4314 nucleotides long. Its product is annotated as NADP-dependent malic enzyme-like. Gene Ontology annotation, molecular function: NAD binding; malate dehydrogenase (decarboxylating) (NAD+) activity; malate dehydrogenase (decarboxylating) (NADP+) activity. Gene Ontology annotation, cellular component: mitochondrion. Gene Ontology annotation, biological process: malate metabolic process; pyruvate metabolic process. The record is from RefSeq and is a predicted model, not a curated record. The transcript has 11 exons. Lineage: Eukaryota; Metazoa; Arthropoda; Insecta; Coleoptera; Chrysomelidae. Bases 193 to 4056 code for a protein of 1287 amino acids.